AUGGCUAUCCGUUUCACGUCCUUGCUCGCGGUCGGUUGUGUGCUGCUGGUGUCCGGUGCAGUGUCUGGGGCUGCCAUCGAGAACAAUGCGGUCACACCGCGCAUCCACAGCUCCGACGAGCUGAUCUCGACCAUUGUGGAUAAGUGCUUCCAUGCCAAUGCCAUGCAUUGCCUCAAGGAGAAGGUGCUGACCUAUCUGGACACAAUGGCCCACGUGGAGGAGGAGGUCAGUGGCCGUGCCUUCGAUGACGAUGUCAUCGACAAGGUCAUUGUGGAUCGCAUUGGCCGCAUUCUGCACACCAACGAGAUGCGUCUCCAGCUGCCAGAGACCUUCUUCGCUGGCUCCGUGAUGACCUAUCGUGCCGAUCGCGGCUUCGACCUGGAGCUGCCCAAAGAGGAGGGUCGCGCCGAGAAGAAGAACAAGGACAAGCUGUUCCUGCCCCUGCUGCUGCUGAUGAAGCUGAAGCUCAAGGUGGUCAUGCCCAUUCUGCUGGCUCUGAUCGGCCUGAAGGCCACCAAGGCUCUGAUCCUGUCCAAGAUCGCCAUCAAGCUGGUGCUCGGCUUCCUCAUCUACAAUCUCAUCCAGAAGUUGGGUGGCAUGAAGAUGAACAUGGUGCCCAUGCCAGCCCCGGCCACGGAAUACGGUGUGCCCAGCACCACGGCCUCCUCGUACGAUCCCAGCAGCUGGGAGCCCAUGAACAGCGGCCCCUAUGCCCGUUGGGACUCGCAGAAUCUGGCCUAUAGCUCCUACCAUCCCAGCAGCUCCUCGUCCUACUCGUCCGGCUCAUCGUCGAGCUCCUCCCCCGCCGGCUCUUCGGCCAGCUACAGCUCCUCCUCUUAGAUCAGGCGCCAAGCGCUCCGCCCCCCUGCCGCUUUAUAUGUACAUACAUACAUACCAAGGAAUACCGUGGAUGCCAUCCAAGCAAACGGAGGUGGCUCCGCGAGUCAA
Drosophila obscura is the source of this 948-nucleotide messenger RNA. RefSeq lists its product as uncharacterized. Bases 1 to 840 code for a protein of 279 amino acids. NCBI's taxonomy places the organism in Eukaryota, Metazoa, Arthropoda, Insecta, Diptera, Drosophilidae. The transcript is spliced from 2 exons. The record is from RefSeq and is a predicted model, not a curated record.